CAUCAUAACACAAGAUACCCCAAAACAACCAACUCUCACAACCAACUUACAACCACAACCACCUCUUUCAUAACCAUUUGAUUUAAUUUUGAUAUCCCAAAUCAUCAGAUAGCCCAAUAUGUCUUCCAUUGUCAACAAGGUCAAGGACGCUCUGUCUUCGGACAAGAAGCACGAGACGCCUGAGGGAACCCACGGUCAUCACGACAGUCGCGCAGCAAACGCCGCCGACCCCCGCAUCGACUCUGACCGUGACCACCGCGCCAACCCUGCUGGUACCACCGGCACUCACACUGGCACUUCCGGCCUCACCGGUACCACGGGUACCCACACCGGCGCCCACGGAACCACGGGCACCCACGGCACACACACCGGUACCACCGGUGGCCUUACCGGCUCCCACGCGACGGGCACUCACACUGGUCACACCGGCGUUGGUGGCUACGAUGGCCCUGCCCCCACAACUGCAGGCCCUCACAAGUCUGACGCGCUGAACAAGGCCGACCCCCGUGUCGACUCUGACCACUCCAAAGACUACAACACCCACACCACCGGCGGCUUGACCGGCAACCCCGCUGGUGCCGGCCACCACACCACCGGUGCUCACUCCGGUACCCACACUGGUACUUCCGGUCUCACCGGCACUGGUACCCAUGGUACCCACUCCAACGUCACUGGCUACGAUGACCCCGCCGGUACUCACGGCACCCACAACUCCAGACUCGCCAACCAGGCCGACCCCCGUAUCGACUCUGACCGCGACCACCGCGGCGCCACCGGUCACACCGGCAUCGGCAGUACUGGCACUCACACCGGCACCCACACCGGCACCUCAGGUCUGACUGGCACUCACGGCACCACCGGUACCCAUGGCACUCACACCGGCACCACCGGCGGUCUGACCGGCUCUAAUGUCACCGGCUACGACGACCCCGCCGGCACCCACGGCACCCACAACUCCAGACUCGCCAACCAGGCCGACCCCCGUAUCGACUCUGACCGCGACCACCGCGGUGCCACCGGCCACACCGGCAUCGGCAGCACUGGCACUCACACCGGCACCUCGGGUUUGACUGGCACCCACGGCACUACCGGUACCCACGGAGUCGGCUCCAACACUCACAACAGCAGCCUCACUGGCAACCCCAACACCGGCCACACUGGCGGCGUUUCCAACACCGAGAACGCAGCUGGCCACGUUGGCUCAGCCGUUGGUGGCGUCCACGGCACUGGCCCUGCCCCAGGAACUGCUGGCCCUCACAAGUCAGACUUCUUGAACAAGGCUGAUCCUCGCGUCGACUCCGACCUUGACGGCUCAAAAACCGUUGGAGGAAACAAGACUCACGCCCAGGCUGGAACAUCUUCUCACGCCAAGGACCCUACCGAUGCCGCUCAGGUACCUCCUUCCGUGCUCGCUAAGCAUAUUGGAGAGCCGGAGACUGCGCACGGCGGUGUCCAUGGAGACCAUGGUCGAAGGAACUCGAUCCCUUCUCACCAAGAUACCCACCGUGGAUUGUAAGGGAAGGGAUGAGGAGGAUUGCAUGAAAUGAUACCUAGUACAGCUGUACCAUAGCGAUAUGACCUAAUGAAAUUAUUAUUGCUGAAAA
Colletotrichum godetiae is the source of this 1604-nucleotide messenger RNA. RefSeq lists its product as uncharacterized. The record is from RefSeq and is a predicted model, not a curated record. Lineage: Eukaryota; Fungi; Ascomycota; Sordariomycetes; Glomerellales; Glomerellaceae. The transcript has 5 exons. Bases 119 to 1516 code for a protein of 465 amino acids.